CAAUCCCUCCAAUGGAUUUCAAGGACUCAUCAUUGCGGCGAAUUAUCUUCCAACGAUGUCGGUAAAACCGUUCGUCUUUGUGGUUGGGCUGAACUUCACAGAAGCCUCGGUGGAGUCGCCUUUCUCAUUCUUAGAGACCAGACCGGCAUUAUUCAGGUUAAGACACGUCUAGAUGAAUUUCCAGUCGCACAUUCUGCUAACAAAAACCUAAGACGCGAGUAUGUGGCUGCCAUUCAAGGCGUUGUUAGGUCUCGUUCAACUCAAUCAAUCAACUACGAGAUGAAAACCGGCUUCAUCGAGGUUGCUGCAAAUGAGGUUCAAGAGUUGAAUUCUAGGAAUGCAAAGUUAACACUUAUUCCUGAAUUGAAUUCUGAUGAUGCAGAAGGUUCUCCUAAUGAGGAAAUCCGUUUGAGGUAUCGAUGUCUUGAUCUAAGGAAGCAACAAAUGAAUUCUAACAUAUUGCUGCGCCAUAAUGUGGUUAAACUCAUACGAAGAUAUCUAGAAGACAUACAUGGUUUUGUCGAGGUUGAAACUCCGAUACUGUCAAGAUCCACACCAGAAGGUGCCCGGGAAUAUUUAGUUCCAUCAAGAAUCCAGCGAGGAACAUUCUAUGCCUUGCCACAAAGCCCUCAGAUAUAUAAGCAAAUGCUAAUGGUAGCUGGUUUUGAUAAAUAUUAUCAAGUAGCAAGAUGUUUUCGAGAUGAAGAUUUAAGAGCUGUUCAUGAUAGACAACCUGAGUUCACACAACUAGAUAUGGAAAUGGCUUUUACUCCUUUAGAGGAUAUUUUGUCUCUUAAUGAAGAGUUGAUCAGAAAGGUUUUUCUUGAAAUUAAGGGCGUGGAAUUACCAAACCCUUUCCCCAGGCUUACAUAUGCUGAAGCAAUGAAUAGAUAUGGUUCGGACCAUCCAGAUACCAGAUUUGAUCUAGAAUUAAAAGAUGUAUCUGACAUUUUCUCAGGGACUUCCUUCAAGAUUUUCUCUGAUUCCUUGGAGUGUGGUGGAGUUAUUAAAGUAUUGUGUGUACCUUCUGGUGCAACGAAGGACUCAUAUAUACUUGAUAUUUACAACGAAGCAGAAAAAUAUGGUGCAAAGGGUUUAACUACUCUUUGGAUCACGAAGAAUGGUAUUGGGGGAUUUUCUUCUUUAGUAUCAAGUAUGGAUUCUGCAACUAUAGAGGAAUUGUUAAGGCGAUGCUCCGCGGGACCAAGUGAUCUGAUUUUAUUUCAUGCUGGUCAUCAUGCAUCUGUAAAUAAAACUCUAGGUCAUCUUAGAGUUUAUGUGGCACAUAAAUUAGGUUUGAUCGACCAUGCCAAACAUUCAAUUUUGUGGAUUACCGACUUUCCAAUGUUUAAGUGGGAUGAUUCGAAGCAGAGGCUUGAGGCUUUUCAUCAUCCUUUCACUGCACCAAAUCCGGAAGACAUGAACAACCUUGCAUCGGCUCGUGCAUUGGCUUAUGACAUGGUUUACAACGGGGUGGAGAUUGGUAGGGGGAGUUUGAGAAUCUAUAAACGCGGCAUACAACAGAAGGUUUUUGAGACUUUAGGCAUCUCAAUGGAGCAGGCUGAAGCGAAGUUUGGAUAUCUUCUUGAAGCUCUUGAUAUGGGGGCUCCGCCACAUGGAGGCAUAGCUUUUGGUUUGGACAGAUUGGUUAUGUUGCUAGCUGGUGCUAAUUCAAUCAGGGAUGUCAUUGCUUUCCCAAAAACAACAACUGCACAGUGUGCCCUCACGAGAUCGCCUUCCAAGGUGGAUCCCCAACAGCUGAGAGAUCUUUCAAUCACUACACAGACAUUUAACUCUUGAUAGUUUUGUUGCUUAUACCAUUUUUGUACUUUGUUAAAGAAUAAUUUAUGUACAUUUAAAUAAAUCAAUGUGUAUUUUUAGGAGCGGUACCAUGUAAACCUACAUUUCCAUGUUGUUUAUCACAU
This is a messenger RNA of Medicago truncatula (barrel medic), 1925 nucleotides long. RefSeq names its product aspartate--tRNA ligase, chloroplastic/mitochondrial. The record is from RefSeq and is a predicted model, not a curated record. Gene Ontology annotation, molecular function: nucleic acid binding; aspartate-tRNA ligase activity; ATP binding. Gene Ontology annotation, biological process: aspartyl-tRNA aminoacylation. The transcript has 13 exons. Lineage: Eukaryota; Viridiplantae; Streptophyta; Magnoliopsida; Fabales; Fabaceae. Gene Ontology annotation, cellular component: cytoplasm; mitochondrion. The annotation marks the transcript as partial.